GGGAGAGAAGCGUGUCGACGUAGAACUCAGAGAUUGUUCGUGAUACGCAAAGGCAGAUGUCGAUCGCUGUAUUCGAAGUGCUAGUCACUUGUUAUCGAGAGAGGAUAAUAAUAAAGGAGCGUCUUUUGUUAAACCCUGCCAAGUCAAACUCCACCGUCCUACCGCCCAUUUCCUGUCCAUGUGAAUCAUCAAUGGUCACCCAUGGAUUCCAUUUAUCGGUAUACGUCUUCGUGCAACCGACCGCCGAGAGCCAUAUGUUCCACGAUCCGGUGAGUAAAACGAUCGAUCCUCCAUUCCUUUGCGCGAGAACUCGCCGUUUAAGUAGAAGCAGCGAGAACCACUCGGUCGGAACAAAUUCAACGUUUCCGGCACCGAUAUAUGAAUGCAAUUCGCGUCACUCGCCUCUCGACCGAUCGCCUCGUCCGAUCGCCUUCAUCGUCCUCGACGGAACGAAAAAUCACGCAGCGGGAUACCUCUCGCGAUAA
This is a messenger RNA of Temnothorax curvispinosus, 485 nucleotides long. RefSeq lists its product as uncharacterized. Bases 57 to 485 code for a protein of 142 amino acids. The transcript is spliced from 3 exons. Lineage: Eukaryota; Metazoa; Arthropoda; Insecta; Hymenoptera; Formicidae. The record is from RefSeq and is a predicted model, not a curated record.